AUGCUUCACAGCUGCAGGCGGGCUGGCGUUGCUGAUUUUCGGAACUUCUCAAACGCGAGUUUGUGCCUUCGCGCUUGGCCCUUGCCCUGGCAGGUCGCGAGCCCGCGGGCCAUUGAGGCCCUUGAGGCCCCGGAGGACCCGGAAGUACGGGAGGCCGUGGAGGGCGAAGCUUGGGAGGAUGAGGAUGACGCGGAGGAUGUGCAGGAUGUGGGUGCAGAGCCGGGGAUGGACUCCCACAACACUGCGGCGCUCGUGAUGACUGACCACAGCCAAAAGGAAGACGUGGCUUGGCAAGUGAGGGUGGAGGGUAGAACAGUCGGAGCCAUCAGCCCCCGAAGCCUCUGA
This is a messenger RNA of Symbiodinium natans, 345 nucleotides long. The record is from the annotation of a GenBank genome assembly. NCBI's taxonomy places the organism in Eukaryota, Dinophyceae, Suessiales, Symbiodiniaceae.